Messenger RNA from Glarea lozoyensis ATCC 20868, 801 nucleotides. RefSeq lists its product as uncharacterized. The record is from RefSeq and is a predicted model, not a curated record. Lineage: Eukaryota; Fungi; Ascomycota; Leotiomycetes; Helotiales; Helotiaceae. The transcript has a single exon. The coding region runs from base 1 to 801 and encodes 266 amino acids.
AUGGCAAUGCAGAAAGGCUUUUCGAAACACAUGUGUCCUUGCAGACAUUCGGCCCUGUCGUAUUCCUCGCCCCUCCUCUUCCUUUCCAUAAUCCUUCCAAGAUCAUCGUACGCCCAGUUCACAAGUCAAUCGACGUCAGUGACCCCAACAACACUUUUUACCUCAGCAUCAUCGAGUUCUCCAUCAACUUCGCUUGGAACACCGACCGACAACAGCUCCUCUGGAUGGUCGAAUUCUUCGACGGGCACCCAUGCGUUCAAUUACUACUUCGUAAUCGUGGCAGUCGCUGCUGUGUUUUUCUGUUUAGCACUUCUUUACUUCGGCAAACGUAAGAAACAAAAGGCCGCUUUGAUGAGAAGGAAUAGUCAGCGAGCUUUGGCCCAGGAUGUUGCAGGAUUCAACCUCAGGUCGAGAGGCGGCCGAGCACGUAACAAUGGGAGGGGCUUCUGGAACGGUACACGCAGGGAGGAGGACAGAGUGGAAGGGCUUGAUGAGAGAGGUGAAGCACCACCGCCAUAUGUGCCAGGUGGGAAGCCACCAAGUAUAAGAGCCGUGUCAGAAUCGGUCGACCUUGCGGAUGCAAGAGAUCCUCACGGUGCAUUUGGUGGAUCCGUCGAAUUAAGCACUCUCCCUUCUGGCCUGCGAAGUAAUGCAGAUCCCCCACCCCCGGACUAUCAUGAGCAUGGCAGCGGGGGUUCAGAGGAUAUUGGGGACAUUACGAGACCUGCACCAGCGUUCACAAACGAUCGCCACGAGUCUUCAAGAAGAUUGCUCGGAAAUAGUAAUGGCUCGACUGUUUGA